CGUGACUCAGCCCCCCCCGCGGCCCCCCCCGCCCCCCCCGUGCCCGGCCCUUCAUAAGGCGGCGAGCGAGGCCGGCGGGCCGGGAGCGACGCCAUGGCUGCCUUCCUCCUCCUCCUCCUCCUCGCCGCCGGUGCCGGCGCGGAGGUGCCCGCGGGGCCCCCCCAGGGCCUGGAGCAGACGGAGCAGCUGCUGCAGCUGGAGCAAGCCCCGCUGCUCCCCGCGGCGGCCCAGGAGGAGCGUCACCCGCCGGUGCCACCGCCGCGCUGGGGCGGCGACCUGGAGGGCUUCCCGCCCGCCCGCCCCGCCACCGCCGCCGCCGUGGCCGCCCUGUGCCGCCGCCCGCCCGCCCCCGCCGCCGACCCCUUCGCCGACCUGCCGCCCACCGGCUUCUCCCACCUGCGGCGGCAGGCGGCCGCCCUGCACCGCCUCGCCGGACGCCUGGGCCCCUGCUGCCGCCAGCCCCGGCCCCUGCCCUGCGCCCAGCAGGCGUGGGCGGAGGAGCUGGAGGGCUUCUGCGCCGACGAGUUCAGGGUGAAGACGCGCCACUACCCCUGCUGCAAGCGCCCGGCGGCCGAGCGGCCCCGCUGCUUCGAGGAGGCCGCCCCGCCGCCCGCCGCCCCCGCCGCCCUCCGCUCCCCCCCGCCGCCGCCAUCGCCCGCCUUCCCCCCCGGCGAGCCCACCGCCGCCAACAUGGCCAACGUGUGCCGCCUGCGCCGCUUCCGCCCCGCGCCCGACCCCGCCGCCUUCCCGGCCUCCGGCUUCGGCGCCGCCAAGAGCCGGGCGCGGGCCCUGGCCCGGCUGGAGCGCGGCUACAAGGGCUGCUGCCGCGCCGGCGGCCUCCCCUGCGCCCGCGCCGCCUGGCGGCAGGCGCUGGGGCGCUUCUGCGAGGAGGAGAGCGCCGUGAAGACCAAGCAGCACCGGUGCUGCCGCCGCGGGGCCGGCGAGGCCCGUUGGCGCUGCUUCGCCGCCGAGGCCCCGCACCCGGCCUACGACCGCCCGCUGCGCAACGUCAGCCUCGCCCGCCUGGGCCCCCCGCUGCUCGACGCCCUCUGCGGCCCCGCCCGCCUCCUCACCAAGCAGAAGCCGGUGCCGGCGCUGGUGCAGAGCAUCACGGCUGCCUGCUGCCCGCGCGACCCCGCCGACCGCCCCGCCUGCGCCGAGGAGGAGAAAUCCCGCGCCAUCGCCGCGCUCUGCUCGUCGCAACGGGCCUCGUGGAAGGACCCGCAGCGCUGCUGCGACGCUGCCGACGCCGAGCUGCGACGCCGCUGCUUCGACACCUCCUACCUGGCCAACGUCGCCCUGGCCUCCGCCGCCCCCGAGCUGCUGCCCCCGGCCCCCAGCGCCCCCCCGGCCCCGCCCAGCCCCGGCCCCCCCGGCCCCGGCGAGCUGGGGCUGUGACGGCGCUGGGGGGGCCCCGCUGCCGCCCCGCCGCCCGGCACCCAAUAAAGCCUGCGCCCGACA
Messenger RNA from Dromaius novaehollandiae (emu), 1461 nucleotides. It is a transcript of the gene ECM1, whose product is annotated as extracellular matrix protein 1. Gene Ontology annotation, cellular component: extracellular region. Gene Ontology annotation, biological process: signal transduction; regulation of bone mineralization. The coding region runs from base 94 to 1398 and encodes 434 amino acids. The record is from RefSeq and is a predicted model, not a curated record. The transcript has 7 exons. NCBI's taxonomy places the organism in Eukaryota, Metazoa, Chordata, Aves, Casuariiformes, Dromaiidae.